AUGGCGUCCAGGCCCAAGUGGCACGCGGUGGGCAGCGGGGCCCCACAGCCCCCGGGCGGCCCGGCCGUGCACGCCGAGGAGGAAGAGGAAGACGGAGUGGAAGAUGAGGACGAAGACGAGGGAGAGAGCGACGAAGACGAGGAUGGAGACGACGAGAGCGUCGACGAGGAAGUGAAUGUUGAAUUUGAAGCUUAUUCCAUCUCCGACAAGGAUCAUGACGGAAUUAAGAAAUUAUUGCAACAGCUUUUCCUAAAGGCUCCUGUGAACACUGCAGAACUAAGUGAUCUCUCAAUUCAACAAAACCAUAUUGGGAGUGUGAUAAAGCAGACGGAUGUUUCAGAAGACAGCGAUGACGAUGUGGAUGAAGAUGAGAUUUUUGGGUUCAUAAGUCUUUUAAAUUUAACUGAAAGAAAGGGAACCCGGUGUGCUGAACAAAUUAAAGAGGUGAUCCUGAGCUCCUGUGAGAAGAACUGUGGAAAGAGUUUGGUGGAACAGCUGGAUACACUUUUAAACGACAACUCCAAGCCUGUGGGCUUUCUCCUCAGCGAGAGGUUCGUUAACGUCCCUCCUCAGAUUGCGCUGCCCAUGCACCAGCAGCUCCAGAAAGAACUAGCAGAGGCACACAAAACUAACAAGCCGUGUGGGAAGUGUUACUUCUACCUUCUGAUUAGCAAGACGUUUGUGGAAGCUGGAAAAAAUUCCAAAAAGAAAGGGAGCAACCAAGAAGAGAAAGAGGAGUUAAUGUUUGCAAAUGCAGAGGAAGAAUUUUUCUAUGAGAAGGCCAUCCUGAAGUUCAGCUACUCGGUGCAGGAAGAGAGCGACACUCGUCUGGGAGGCAGGUGGUCCUGUGAGGACACCCCAUGAAGCCCUUGUGAACCG
Molecule: messenger RNA, 879 nt
Organism: Canis lupus familiaris (dog)
Lineage: Eukaryota; Metazoa; Chordata; Mammalia; Carnivora; Canidae
Product: BRCA2 and CDKN1A-interacting protein-like
Exons: 1
Coding region: 1-864 (287 amino acids)
Cellular component (GO): nucleus
Source: RefSeq, a predicted model, not a curated record